GAUAUGACCUAGAAACACGUGGGAAUUCAAACUGGUCUGACACCAAGUUAUGUUAGCCGAAGUUAGUCUUUUUGUUUUCUCUUUAGUAAUAUAUUGCAAUUCCCUGUGGUGUGGUUUUGUCUUUGAUGAUGUGUCGGCUAUCAGAGAUAACCAAGAUCUGCGUCCGUCGACGAGUCUACUGGAGCUUUUUAAAAAUGAUUUUUGGGGAACUCCUAUGGAUGAGGAAAGAAGCCAUAAAUCAUACAGGCCAUUUACAGUUUUAACUUUCCGAAUCAACUAUCUUUUCCACGAGCUGAGUCCUGUGGGGUAUCAUGCUGUCAAUGUUAUUCUUCACUCAUUAGUUGUGAUAUUAUUCUUCAAGUUAUGUUCGUGCUACCUGCAGAAAGAAGCAGCAUUCUUAAGUUCCAUUCUCUUCUCUGCACACCCAGUUCACACCGAAGCUGUAACUGGUGUUGUUGGAAGAGCUGAACUGCUAUCUUCAGCGAUGUUUCUGUCUGCCAUCUUGUUGUAUAUUGGCGGUCAAGAUGGUCUCUGCAAACACCGUCGCACGGUGGAUUUUUUAAACGUGCUCACAGUCGGCCUGCUAAUAUUGAUUGGAACAUUCUCCAAGGAACAAUGUAUUACAGUCUUUGGUGUUUUCUUCACUUAUGAACUUUAUACAGUUUAUCAAAAAAUUUUGUCGAAUGGGAUCGGAUCUUCACAAAGUGGUUUCAAGAAAGGUAGCUGUCAAAAAUCCAGAACAUUGGUCGAUAUGAUUCCUUGUACUUGCCAACAACUUCAAUUUAAGUUGUCGUUGCCUGUGUGGAUUUCAUAUGCAUCUAUUUGUAGAAUUCUUAUUUUGCUUCUGUUUGUUUUUGCUAUCAUGGUUGCACGAAUUCGAAUAAUGGGUGGACAGUUACCCCAUUUUACUGAUCAAAGACUUACUAUUACUGCAUGGAAUAAUAAAGUUACUACACGAUCACCACAGAACCCUUAUGAUCAUCAAAAACGAAAGUUUUCAAAGUAUAAGGCGUCAGAUAUCGGGGUGCAGUGUGGUUGUGAUUGUUUUCAGUAUCGCCGCGCCGAAUGGAUUCGUAAAGCAUUCUUAUUAUUCUCCUGCCUAACAUAA
Molecule: messenger RNA, 1108 nt
Organism: Heterobilharzia americana
Lineage: Eukaryota; Metazoa; Platyhelminthes; Trematoda; Strigeidida; Schistosomatidae
Source: the annotation of a GenBank genome assembly